AUGCCGAUAGACACAAGAGCAAUGGUAGCCCGCGCGAGAGAUCGUGCAUUCGAGUCUUGGCAGGAAGCUGUGAUGGCAAGAGUGACUCCAGAUAAUACUUUCACAAGGCAAAUGAAACGACGAAUUCAACGUGCUAAAAGAAGACACCUGAAAGAAAUAAAAGCGUACAUAAAGGAACGUCAGAAGGCUGAGAAACGCAUAGAAAGAGCUUUGAAGAGAGAACAAGCGAAGAAGAAACGCGAGGCAGCAAAGAAGGAACGAGAGGAAGCGAAGAGAAAACGAGAAGAGACCGAAGAUACCGAUGAGAAUUGGAGUGAUGGAAAUUUGUCAAGUACAGACUCACUAGGAUCGGUUACGAAAAAUAAUAAGAAUAUUUGGGAGGAUAUUGAGCAGUUGGAAGGGAUAUUUUCACUGGUGUGA
Molecule: messenger RNA, 420 nt
Organism: Dendronephthya gigantea
Lineage: Eukaryota; Metazoa; Cnidaria; Anthozoa; Malacalcyonacea; Nephtheidae
Product: ATP-dependent RNA helicase DBP3-like
Exons: 2
Coding region: 1-420 (139 amino acids)
Source: RefSeq, a predicted model, not a curated record